AUUGGUCAAGGAGAGUAGAGCAAGUUAGUGAAAGCAGAAAGCCUCUGGAUCAGAUGUUGACAAAUUGUUUUGUUGAUAAACUCGAAAUCGCUCUUCUUGUCAGUUGAGUCACACCUCAGAUAAAAGCUGGCAAAAAUUUCCAUUUGAAAGAUGGGAGUAAUUGACCGCAAAGGUCUCGUGCCGAAAAAACCCCAAGAGAUCAGUCCAAUCUCGGACGAUGAACUCAGCAUACCGGAAACCGUGUCCUCGCAAGCUUCGACUAUCGUUGCGCAGCCGAUUUCUCGUCCGAGACCCUCGAAUAAUAAGACCACCGUGUUGGUGCUCACUCACCCUGGCAAACACUGCGGAAAACGAAGGCUCAGACACUACAAGGAUGUUGAAGAUUUGAUGCGAUGGAACGAAAAGAACGAGUAUGAAAUCACGAUCCACGAUUUCAUGGGCAACAAGCCCUCGCCCUUUGCCAUCUUGUUGAACGACGAUAAUCUCUUGCAGGCUUGGUGGGAGUUUAUCAACAAGACCAACCAGAAUUAUUUCAUCCAGAAGGCUGCCAGUGUUCUUUCCCUGCAGCAAACCUCGGGAGAAAAUGAGGAAAACAAGCCGCAGAAAAGGCUGCCGAUGCCUUCCGAGUACAAAAGAAUCGAGAGACACCUGAAGGAAAUUCUGCAGAGGAAGUCGACCAGCCCGGAAAUGGUCCGCGAGAUCGAGCAGCUUCUGAUGCAGUUCUUCAUGGAGACCCCGAAGGAAACACUGCGCAUCAAAAAACUGACCAAGUACGAGAGUCUUAUCAACCAGGCCGUGUGUCAAUAUCACGGUCUAGACGCUGAGGUUGAUGAAGCUUGCGACAAGAAAAGGAAAGACUUGAUUGUCGCGCUGGAAUCCGAGUUUUACACCCAGCCCACCACUGCCCUGAGCAAUUACAUAGAGCAGCGCCAGAAAUUCUUUUUGUAGAUUUUUUUCUCCGCACAAGUCAUUAUUAUUUUCAUUAAUAUCAGGACUAGGUCUUUUUGGACUAAACUAAACUGCCCCCGAUGAACAUACGUGUAUAUAAACGCCUCUGAGUGUUGGAAAAAAUAAAAACUUGGAUGAUUAUCA
This is a messenger RNA of Cloeon dipterum, 1092 nucleotides long. RefSeq lists its product as uncharacterized. The transcript has 6 exons. NCBI's taxonomy places the organism in Eukaryota, Metazoa, Arthropoda, Insecta, Ephemeroptera, Baetidae. The record is from RefSeq and is a predicted model, not a curated record. Gene Ontology annotation, molecular function: nucleic acid binding. The coding region runs from base 151 to 948 and encodes 265 amino acids.